UUUUUUUUUAAAUCAGCUUUUGAUACUGUUGGGUGUUCAAUUUCAAAGCAUUUUCUAAAGCUGUACCUGUAUUAUGUCCGGAUUUGUUGUUUUGUUGCUAAUGGUGGUUACCUGCCUUUUAGGAGUUGUUACAGGUGCACCCAUAGAACUCGUUUCUUAUAUAGAAGAUCUCAAUGUCUCGUUUGAAAACGAUAAAUGGAUUUGUGGCGGUAUUACAUGUCCCUCGAAGACGUUUGGAUGUCGCGUUCAGCGUUUAACGGACACUAAAGAUGACAAAAUGUUGCACUCGAUUUAUACAUGCUUCGACGAAAACAAGUUAAAUGUGAAAGUUGAAGCAUCUAUCACUGAAAUGGCAAAACCUAGAAAAAUUGACAUAAAUCUAGAAUCCUAUGUGGGAGCAGUCUCCGUCUUUUCAUCUGGAUAUGGCCUCGGGGGACAUGAAAAUGCCAAAGGAACCGUAUCACCAGGCGCCUGGAAUGAGUUAAAAGAGACUGCCAAGCAAAAUAAAAAUACAGUGGACGAGUCGAAUGCUGCGUUUGAAUAAGCAAAUAAAAAUGGAUUUGUUCAAUAAAAAAAAAACACCUAGCAGUCUUCUGCGGUUACCCAGACAAAGAAGUAUUUGCAAUUAUUAUUUUCGUUUCAAUAAAAGGGCCGCUGCACAGUUUGUUUGACAGUUUGUAUUUGA
This is a messenger RNA of Stomoxys calcitrans (stable fly), 685 nucleotides long. RefSeq lists its product as uncharacterized. NCBI's taxonomy places the organism in Eukaryota, Metazoa, Arthropoda, Insecta, Diptera, Muscidae. The record is from RefSeq and is a predicted model, not a curated record. The coding region runs from base 74 to 544 and encodes 156 amino acids. The transcript is spliced from 2 exons.